CGUUUUGACAUGUUUGACAAUCUCCUGCACAUUUCCUAUGUUUUCUGUUUAUUUUCCCAUAUUUAUCAGUAAUUCGAACCACAAGAUGCCAAAAGGAUAGCCAACGAGGUUUCAUAAUGGGUUGUGGGGGGAGCAAAGACCAAACAACCCCGGAAAACACUGGCUCCAAGAACCGAAAACCAAAAGUCAGCAUUUUGGUGGAAAAUAAAGUCACACUUCUGGAAGGGAAACCAAAAGUUGUGUUUAUUUUUGGUGGGCCCGGUUCGAAGAAGGGACGAAUCGUAGACGACUUAGUUUCCUCCUACGGCUUCCACUACCUCAGCUCCGAUAAUAUUGUACUCGAAGAACUUCCCAAGAAAGUCAAGAAUGUUGUUGAGAUAUCGAGUACUAAAGAUCUGCAAGAAUGUUUGAAGGAUGAUUCGAGUCGAGUGUCGCUGCGCUGGGUGCUGGAGACUAUGAGGAGUCAAAUGGAGAGAGAAAAAGGCGACGCGUAUUUAAUAGACCUUGUUCCCAAUCUGCGCUUCCUGCUCAAAAUCCAAAACCUUAUCAAAGAUGGCGAGGAAGAGUUAGAAAUAUUUGAACAACAAUAUCCAAUCUCAUUUGCCCUGAACCUGACAGUGAAGAAAGACCAUGUGAUCAAGAAUGUGGAGGUUCACCGCGCAAAAACAGGGAAGGAUCAGAAGGAGUCGGGACAAAGUGAUGAGGCAGACUCUUCCAGGACCCAGAAACGACUGAACCUAUUCGAAGAGAGUGCCUCAUCUUUUAUGGAGUAUUUCAUGAAUAGCCAGCGCCUUGUGACAGUGGAUGUCUCGUGUGGGGUGCCUGACCUGAUCUGGGCCCGAGUCAGUGAAUUCUUCGCAGAAAUGCGCCUUCUUCCAGUGAAAACUGUCAACACUGUCAUAGUAUUUUCAUUCAAUGAAUCAGAUUUUAAACGACUAGAUAUGCAGCGAUACUGCAUGAAUCUCAUCGUCCUGCGGGACAUUGUAGAGGACCCCUUUGAUUCAGUUCCCAAACUUUUACAAAUAUUAUGUGAUGCAAUCGACAAGUCUCCAGCAAACAUUGAGUCGUUUGCAGUGAAUCUUUCUGGGACAUCGGUGGAAAAACUAGUGGACAACUGCACAAAUAACAAACAUUCAAUCAUAUUCGUCGACGAAACUGAACGAUUCCUGGACAAUUUCAUUUAUGUGACGGCAAAGAAACCAGUACGUCGGAUUAGCUUAUUCUCCUUGCAAUAUAAGACAAUUAGUUCAACCGAAAAUGAGGUCUGUUUAUUUCCAAUGGAAACAAAUAUAGAACUGUGUCGGCAUAUUGCAGUGACUAUGGCCGAAAUGCGCCACUCACCAAAAUGACGCCAGAGGAACAGAGGUGUGCUGGAAGGCAGGAGUUCUGCCUUUGAGAUUCUGUGAAUGACUCGAUGGAUGUUGACAAUCAUGGAUGGGAUGACAGAAGCAGACUCCUGUCCAGCUGGUUGUUGUGUUAUGAAGUUCACAAACAGACCUGACCUUCUAGGAAUUGUGUAAAGAGGAUAAGAAUUUGUAAAAAAAAACAUUUAUGUGACCAGAACCCUUCGAAAGAUCUUGUUGAUCUCUUACUAUGUUACUACAAAUAACCUUUUAUUGACAUCAUCACUGCCGCAUCAGACAGUAAAAUGACACUGCUCUAAAUGAGGUCAUCAAUGUAAUGAUGUGGAGUUCAUUUUACAUGCAUGUUGUGGGUGAUGCAUUGGACAGCAAAUACACGAUCAAAUACUGCAAAAUGACAACAUUAAAAUGCGGUAGCACUGUACAUCCUCUAGAGGCCAGGGUCACAGUACGGUAUUGGCAUCCCGCUCGACAGUGCUUGCCAUAUGCAAGUGUAGGAUUGUUAAGUCAAGUGAUGAAAGCACCCCGAGCCUUAUGUUCUCUGAAGUUAUCAUACGUACCAGAACAGUGUGUCUGGCAGUGUAAUACAUGUACGUCAUUGUUGACAUCGUGUAAACCAUGUAACUGUCUCAUGUGAUACGCACUAUGCACUUGCCCCGAUUAUUGUCUGGUCACAUAACUUACCAAAACUAGUCGUGUUUUUGAAAUUCACAGGAAAUGUAUCUGAUCAAAAUAAUCAUGUGUUUGUAUAACUCUGUAUUCUUUGGUGUUGAAAAAAUUGUGCAGGGUUAUGCCAGACAAGACAGGUGUCAUUAACAUGUAGACCUGUUGCAAAUGAAAAUAAGCCCAGACACCCAAUGGUCGGCUUAAACCCAUGGCCUGCACACAGUAUAUUGUUACAUGUAGAUUUGCCAAAUAUUAUAAUAUUGAUGUAUAUGAUAAUUGUGACUUUGUACAUGUAUUUUGUUUAAAAAGUAUUCAUAUAUUCGAUAUAACACUGUCUAAUGUGCUAACUUAAGACUGUGAGCUAUUCACUCUGUCAUAUGGGGUUUUAACCAGGACUAUUUUACAAGUGCACUGCAAAUUUAUUAGCGAAAUUUAAGUUACAGAGAUGAAUAUUUAACAAAUACUCACACAUUCUCCCUAGGUACGACCAUCUUGGUCACUCUGUCUGUAUGCUGGAAAGCCCUGGCUAGAACCCUGAUAAAUCACACCUAUGCCUUUGAGUUUGUGAAAAUAUUUUUUGAUGAAGUGUUUAGAUCAGAUGAAAUUAGAAAAAUCUUAAGUUGAAUAAUGCAUUUUCGACACAAUGGCUUCUGUGCAUUACACGGCACGCCUUGUCAUUGCAUGCAAAUAUGUGGCCUUACAUGAUAUGUGUUGAUAAGUACAAAGAGAUUAGUAUUGUCAUGAUGCUGGCGCAACAUUGAUUUGGCUCAAAUGUAUCAUCACUGGGGCGGACCCAUUUCCCCAUGAGGGUUUGUUGACUCUGGCACAGCUCUCCUUCUCCACAUUGAGGCCAACAUAAUGUAAAUCAUGUCUAUUCUGACUCUGUCAAUUUGGGUAGUUUGGGGCUCUCAUCUGUAACCUUGGGGUCUAAUGAGAAUGCUCAUACUCAGAAUACUCAUAAAGUAAAUCAAAUCAGGUUCUCUUCUAUCUCGGAAAUCAUUCAACUCCUGCAUUUAUUUAUAUUUCAUUAAAGUAUUAGGAAUUUUUGGUACAUUUCGUGACAUCUAAAGCAGUAUUUCGUAUCAUUAAAGCUGACAGGUCAAAUAGGCCCCCCUGAGUAUGACUGAAGCCAGCACACGGUAAUGUCUGCACAAAGAUUGGCUCUGCUUGUAGUUGUGCACUGAAGGUAAUGGCCAUAUUCUGUAAAAGAUCCAAAUGCACAUCAUGAAUAUUCCUGAGUGCUCGCCUUUGGCUGUACUCAAGGAUAUAUUUUACCCGUCAGCUUUAAACCUUCUGCAACUAACGGCCAGUAUUUUAAAACUAGUCACAGUGGUUUAAUAUGAAUGCUUACAAAUGUAUUCUUUGUAUAUUUGUUGAGAGUAUUUUCUAUAUAAUGGGUGUACUAUAUAAGGAAUCAGUCGUUGCAUUUUAUUUUGCAUAAAAGCUUGUCUAUGACGUCAGGUCUGGUCAAAUUUUCAAGUUAGUCUUUAACUGAUCCGUGUUGUCAAAGGUGAUAUUUGUGAUAUUAAUAGAUAUUAUAUCAACACAAUAUUUAUUGCAAUAAAAUAGUUUUAAUAGCAAUCA
Messenger RNA from Lineus longissimus, 3611 nucleotides. RefSeq lists its product as uncharacterized. The transcript has 8 exons. NCBI's taxonomy places the organism in Eukaryota, Metazoa, Nemertea, Pilidiophora, Heteronemertea, Lineidae. Gene Ontology annotation, molecular function: AMP kinase activity; ATP binding. The record is from RefSeq and is a predicted model, not a curated record. Gene Ontology annotation, biological process: nucleobase-containing compound metabolic process. The coding region runs from base 117 to 1349 and encodes 410 amino acids. Gene Ontology annotation, cellular component: cytoplasm; mitochondrion.